This is a messenger RNA of Paramecium sonneborni, 2597 nucleotides long. The record is from the annotation of a GenBank genome assembly. Lineage: Eukaryota; Ciliophora; Oligohymenophorea; Peniculida; Parameciidae.
AAUUAAUGAGAAUUUGCAUCAUCAUAUUCUGUACAUUGGUGUUUUUGAAUACAGCACAAUUUGUAGAGACAUUUAGAUAUUAAGAUGAAAGUAUUAAAGAUGUUAUAUAAAUAUUAGAGAAACUAAUAGUGAAUUUUGAAAAUAUCAAUCCAGGACAAUAUUAUAAGAAUGAAACAAGUCCGAUAUAUCCAAAUAUCAGAGUGGAAGUGAUUGAAGAUGGAGAGAAUGAACUGACUCUGCGUAUUUUGAAUCCCUUAGAUACUUUUGAAAUACCUCAUAAGUUCCCAUUCCCAUAUACAAAAUAUGAUAGUUAUUAUGGUGAAUAUGAUUAUUAGGUGAAUGAGAAUGGAAUCUUUUUUUCUGUUUCUAGAUAUGAUGGAGUAAGAUAUUUUCAUGAAUAUAUAAGUCACCUGUGUUUACUAUAACAAAUGCUACGGUGCUUUCUUUAUUGUAUUCUGAAUUACAUACAGAUUUAAUAUCAGAAGAUACAUUUGGAUUUGGUGAAAGACGUCUAAAUUCAUUUAGAAUACCAAAAGGAGAAUUUUCGAUUUGGAAUCAUGAUUUUUGGGAAUUUGAUACUUAAGUUGGGUUUUCAUUAUAUGGUGCUCAUCCAGUGAUUUUACAAAGAUAUAAUUAAUAAUAUCAUAUAGUGUUAUUAAGAUCAAGUAGACCAAUGACUUUGGAAAGAACAGAUGAUGAACUAAUAUAUAGAGUAACAGGAGGAUAAUUAGAAUUUAAGAUAUUCUUAGGAAAGUAGAAUGUAAAAGAAUUAAUUAAAAAAUAUCAUUAAUAUUUAAAUGGUUGGGAAUUACAUCCAUUUUGGUCAUCUGGAUGGCAUUAAAGUAGAUGGGGAUAUUAAAAUACAUCAGUUAUAAAAGAUGUUAUUAGAAAUUAUAAAGAAUCUAAUAUUCCAUUAGAAGUUAUAUGGACAGAUUUAGAUUAUAUGUAAGAUAGAAAAGAUUUUACAUUAAAUGAAGAAGACUAUCCAAGAGCCGAUCUAUAAUAAAUAACCAAUAGAACAUAAAAAGAUGGUGUUCAUUGGGUGCCAAUAGUCGAUCCUGGUAUUGCAGUAGAUAGUGAUUGUGGAAGAGAUUUAGUAUAAUCAGGUGCUUACAUUAAAAGUAAUAGAUAAUCUUAAACUCCUUAUCUUGGAUAUGUAUGGCCAGGAGAUGUUUAUUUUACUGAUUUUAAUCAUCCAAAGGCUUAUGAAUUAUGGCAUAAAUGUCACAAAGAUUGGUUUAUUAAAUAUCAAAUUGCUCCUAGUGGAAUUUGGAUUGAUAUGAAUGAAUUAGCUAAUUUUAGAGAUGGUGAAAAAUAAAAAGGACCAAAAUUAAAUGAUGAAAUAUUUGAAUUAAAAGAUUUACCUUGGGAUGCUAUGGGAACUAUGACUUUAGAAGGACAUACUAUUGCUAUUGAUGCUUUACAUGAAGGAAAUGGUGUCUAUUUUAAUACUUCAACUAAAUAUAUUUCAGAAUUAGAUUUUCAUAACUUUAAUGGUUUUCUUGAAUAAAUUGAAUAAAGAAAACUAUUAUAGGAUAUUCAAAAUAAAACUUUAAUAUUUUAAUUGAGUAGAUCAUCAACUUUUGGAAGUGGAAGAUUUUCAGCUAUUUGGUUUGGAGAUAAUGCAUCUACUUGGGCAUGGCUUCGUUCAUCAAUUUAUUAAAUGUUUAAUUUCAAUCUAUUUGGUAUCCCAUUUAAUGGAGAUGAUAUUUGUGGAUUCAAUUAAAAUACUACUCCAUAAUUAUGUGCUAGAUGGAUAUAAUUAGGAGCUUUCUAUCCAUUUGCUAGAGAUCAUAAUUCUUUAGGUUCUCUAGAUUAAGAACCUUAUCUUUAUGAAAUUACUAAAAUCUCUGCUUAAAAGAGUAUUUAACUUAGAUAUGAAUUUUUAAAAUAUUACUACUUUUUAUUUAUCUCUUAAAGAGAUUCUAAAAUUAAAGCAGGAUCAGGUACAAUAGUUGAUCCAUUGUGGUUUAAAUAUUAAAAUGAUCCUUAAACUUUUAACAUAGAAACUUAGUUUUAGAUCGGAAAUAUAAUCGUGAAUCCAGUUGUUGAUGAAUAAACUGAUUCAUCUCUUAAUUAUAGUGAAUUGUAAUUUUAUGUUCCUCUUGAAGCAAAUUGGGUAUCUUUAGAGAGUGGUAAGAGAAUACCAAAUGGAUGGAAUACAAUAAAUAGAACUUUUACUGAUAAUGCAUUUUUAGCCCUUGAAGCUGGAUCUAUUAUUUAACAUAGUAAUUCAACAGGAGUAAUGAGAUUAAGAGAAAUGUCUUCAGAUAUUGAUUUAAUUGUAGUAUUAAAUGAAGUAAAUUAAUAUAACAAGUAUUUAGUCUGGUUAAGCCACUGGAUCAUAUAUGUCGAUAAAAGAUUAUGAUGAUGAAUAAACAAUUUUGUAAAGAUGUUGGAAUGAUUAAUAUACUUGUAUCAGAGAGAUUUCUGUUAGAACUUUUAAAGAUACUUUGUUAUUUAUUAACAAUAAGGCAAGUAAUGACAGAAGCGAAGAGGUCAAUAUCAAAAAUAUCAUUAUUUAUAUGAAUCAAUAGAUAUUAAGAGUUGAAAUAAAUGUUUCGUCAUUCACUUAGAGUUGGUAAAUCAAUUUAUGA